Drosophila elegans is the source of this 1072-nucleotide messenger RNA. Its product is annotated as tRNA methyltransferase 10 homolog A. Gene Ontology annotation, molecular function: tRNA binding. Gene Ontology annotation, biological process: tRNA N1-guanine methylation. The coding region runs from base 82 to 1053 and encodes 323 amino acids. The transcript is spliced from 2 exons. The record is from RefSeq and is a predicted model, not a curated record. Gene Ontology annotation, cellular component: nucleus; nucleoplasm. Lineage: Eukaryota; Metazoa; Arthropoda; Insecta; Diptera; Drosophilidae.
UGUUCGACUUGGACAUUGGGAUUGGAAUUUGCUUUUUAAUUGAAUUAUUAACUUAACGUCCUGUGAUUGCAAAUACUUCCCAUGGAUACGACGGAACAGGCGCUCGAAGUGAUGCCACCGGCAGUGCUCAGCCUGAGCAAUUGCCCGGGCACCACGCCCGGCACGCCGCAGAGCAAGAAUCAGCUGAAGAAGCAACGCAAACUGGCGGAAUUUGCGGAGCUCCGGAAGUUGCGACGCGAACGGGAGCGGGAGAAGAAGAAGCAGAAGCGGCGGGAGGCCAAGGAGCAGGGUCUGCCCAUCCGGACGGGUCCCUCCCGCAAGGAGCUGAAGAAACGCCAGACGGCGGACGGCGGCCAAUCGGCGCUCUCCGUGGCCAUCGAUCUGGAGUACGAUGACUUGAUGCAGGAGCGUGACAUCGCCAAGUGUGUGAAGCAGUGCCUCCGGAUCUACACCAUCAAUCGGCGCAGUGCGCAGCCGGGCAAGCUGCACUUCACCGGCAUUCGGCGCAACGGACCCAUCCACGAGUCGUUCAUGAAGAACGACGGCUGGGAGAACUGGCACGUGGAGUACCACUUCGAUCGCAACCACACCGCCGUCUUCGAUGCCCGGCAACUGGUCUAUCUCACCUGCGAGUCGGACCAGGUGCUGGACAAGCUGCAGCCCGGCUGCACCUACGUCAUCGGCGGCCUGGUGGACCACAAUCACUUCAAGGGUCUGUGCCACUCGCGGGCAACGGAGGCGGGCCUAGCCACCGCCCGCCUGCCGCUCAGCGAGCACGUGGACAUGAAGACCCGGUCCGUGCUGAGUACCUACCACGUGUUUGAGCUGCUAACCAAGGUUGCUUCUGGCCAGGAUUGGACAACGGCCAUUCUGGACACGAUUCCCAUGCGCAAGGGUGCCAAGGCGAAGGUCAUUAAUGGAGAGGAGCAGCAGGUAGAGCAGUCGCAAAGGUUGGAGAACCCCGAGGAGCAACUGGAGGCCGAACCGAGUGAACCAUCCCCGGCCGCCAUCUCAUCGGAAACCGCAACCGAAGCCAAGUUGUUGGACAGUUGACAACAGUCGAGAUCGCAUU